Messenger RNA from Chelonus insularis, 2727 nucleotides. RefSeq names its product WD repeat-containing protein 18. The record is from RefSeq and is a predicted model, not a curated record. Lineage: Eukaryota; Metazoa; Arthropoda; Insecta; Hymenoptera; Braconidae. Bases 394 to 1635 code for a protein of 413 amino acids. Gene Ontology annotation, molecular function: protein binding. The transcript is spliced from 3 exons. Gene Ontology annotation, biological process: DNA-templated DNA replication; rRNA processing. Gene Ontology annotation, cellular component: nuclear pre-replicative complex.
AAUUGCUUUCUUAAGAUCGGCAACAGAUAUAUGUAAUCCAUCAAAUGAUACCGUAUCAUAGUCCAGAGUAGAUUUGAAUUUAUAAUGGACAGACAUCUUUUAUCCAAUAUCUACGCAACGUAACAUCGCAUGCGCACGGCGAAUAAUAUUAAGGCCUCUACAUAAUUUGGUUCCAUUUUCCAUGGGCGACAGUACACACAACUAACUACAAACAAAAUUCUAUAGUCAAAUUCAAGAAAACUGUAUAGUUUGACUAAAUAACACGUGGUUUUCAAUAAUUAAAUUUAAUUUAAUGUUAUUUACUUUCUAUUUUUGUAUUUACAGUCCAAACGAAUUCUAAAGUAUUUAGAAAAAAAUACUAGAUGAUAUAUCGAUAAAUACAUUUAACAAACAAUGCAAUCUGUCAAGGAAGUAAUUUUAACCAGCACAAACACGUCUGGAACAUGGACAGCAACAGUUUAUAAUUACAUUACAGGUUCUGUGAUUGCAACUCACAAAAAACCAAAUGUAUCAUAUCGGCAUUUACAGAUUAUCAAUGAUACCUAUCUCAUAGCAACGGAUACUAAAAAUCCAUAUUUAUAUUAUUGGUCUUUACAUAAACCAAGUCAUACACAACAUCAACGGUUAAUUACACCGGGAAUAGUUACUGCAUUAUCAUGUACACCGGACGGUAGUUACAUCGUUUUAGCUGUAGAUGAAAAAAUAUUCAUUUAUCAAGCAUCAACUGGUCAACUAUUACAAACUUUAUCACGACACUAUCAAGCAGUAACAAAUAUAUGUUUCAAUUCCGAUGGAUCGAGUUUUGCAACCUGUGGUGAUGAUGGAUUUGUAUUUUUAUGGUGUUUAACAGAUGUAAUUAAUAAUUAUAAUCAAGCUGCUCCUUAUCGUGAAUUCUCAGAUCAUACUCUACCAGUAAAAAGUAUUUAUCUGGGAAAUUUUGGAAUUAUGUCACGUUUAGUAACAGUAUCAUUAGAUAAAACCGCAAGAAUUUAUAAUGCCAGUACAGGAGAUUGUUUAGCAACAUUAAUUUUUGAUACUGCACUAAUGUCUGUUUGCUUAGAUAGUAACGAAUCUAAUUUAUUUAUUGGAUGUUCGAAUGGUAUUAUCAAAUAUUUAAAUCUACGCUGUUUACCUCGUGAUCUUAAUGUAGACAUAGAAAAUAAUUCAGUUUCACUCCAAGGUCAUUCGAAUCAAGUUACUCAUUUAUCCAUUUCUGUAGACUGCAUGACACUUAUAUCAGGAGACGUAGAUGGAAAAAUUAAUAUAUGGGAUAUUCCAAGUCGACAAAUAGUUCGAUCAAUUAUGUGUCAAAGUCCAGUUCUUACGGCUACGUUGAUACCAAAUUUUUCAAAUUCUACAAGCGAGUUAAAUUGUAAAUACACAAUUCCACCAUUCGAGAGACCAAAUCAUGAAAAGAAAAAUAAUGUAAUUCAAAUUUCGACGUCAAAAAAUGAUGAUUUCCUGUUAAAUGAAGACUUAUAUUUAAGGAAUAACAAUCAAUCUAGAAGAUGUAAUAGUAAUUCUUCUUCGAGAGUAUUUAGAAAAAAUAUAAUCGCGACUGAAAAGAUGGAAAAAAUUAAUUCUGAAUUAUAUCAAUAUAUGAUACAAUACUUAAUUGACAAUGACAAACGUUAAAAUAUAGAAAAAAUUUAAAUUAUGUCUGUAUUAUAAUUCCAAAUUGUAAUUAAGAAUAAUUAUUGAUACAAAAUUUAUUGUGUAAAAGUGUAUCAUAAAAGUUUUAAUUUGUGACAAAUAAACAAUUAAUAAUUUUUACUUUUAUUUUCAUCAUUGUGAUUAAUGUUAUGAUGAUUAGUAUCAAAUAGAUUCAUAUACUUUUGUUCCAACCAGCAUCGUUUAAAACUAGAUAUAACAUCACCCAAAAUACACAGUUGUUCCACUGUAAUUAUAAAAAAUUUUAAAAAUGAAUGAUUAAUUAGUAUUUAAAGUAAUAAAUAUUUUCAACAAAAUGGUACGUGCCUAUCAAUACCAUAGCUGUUAUAGCAAAAAUACUUCCAGAGAAUAUUGAGUAAGAUAAUUGGUUAUACAGUAAUAUGAAUAAUGUUGGAGCUUCAUGAGUGAUAAGACCAAUUAUUAUAUUUAAUAACCAAGGCAAAAAAAGAUGUGGUAUUUUCCAUUUUUCACCAACACACAUUAAAGCAGUGGUGAUUAUCGCAGAGAAACAGUUUUCGAUUGGAAUUUUUAUUUUAAUAUCUGGAAAAAUAGAGUAUAAAACAUUUAAUAUACAAAUAUUGUAAAUAUUUAUUUCUUUAUGAAUUAAAACUUAAGAAAAUUGGAAAGUAAAUCAAGUUUUUAUCAGCAAAACUAACUGUAAAGUCUAAGAUGAGAUAUUUAGAUUGAAUUAGUUUUGGUAUAGAUUCAAUUUUAUUCAUUAGAAUCAAUUGAUCAUUGAAUUAAGAUAAGUUAAAGCUGGAAAACUCCAGAUUCUAGAAGCAAAUGAUAUUUUCAUGAUCUCCCUAAAACAAAACAGACUGGGUUCAUUUUGGAAGAUUAUGAAAAUGUUUCUCUUUGCUGUAAAAAAACAUAGUUUAUACAGUUAAGAAAUAAAUAAAUAUUCUACCAUAAUUUCUGCGAAAAAGAGCAUUAAAAGUAGCUGCUCUUGUUACUGAGUGUCCCAAUGGUGAUCGUGCUCCAAUCUCAAGAAUAAUAUAACUUAAACAAGAGAUCAAAAAAUAUGUUAAAGUCAUAUACAAUGUUUCAACCUAAAAG